Molecule: messenger RNA, 1178 nt
Organism: Glycine soja
Lineage: Eukaryota; Viridiplantae; Streptophyta; Magnoliopsida; Fabales; Fabaceae
Exons: 7
Coding region: 85-870 (261 amino acids)
Source: RefSeq, a predicted model, not a curated record
CCUCCAAUCCCUUCAUUCGAAGCUCGCUUCCUCUUUCUAACUUGCCAUACCAUCUUACUUUUACUUUGUUUUCACAACAUAGCCAUGGCCAUCUCCAGCAACGCUUCUCCUUUUGAUUCCAUCAUCUUCGAUUUGGACGACACCUUGUACCCGUCAAGCACCGGUAUUGACAAGUGCGUCAAGAAAAACAUCCAACUCUUUCUCAUCCAGAAAUGCGGAUUCUCAGAAUCCGAAGCCUUCACCCUCCGAGUUGAUCUCUUCAAAACCUACGGAAGCACCCUUGCCGGUUUAAGAGCACUAGGCCAUGAUAUCACCGCAGAGGAGUACCAUGGUUUCGUGCACGGAAGGCUACCUUACGACUCCAUCAACCCUGAUCAUCACUUACGGAACCUUCUCUGCACCAUCAAACAGAGAAAAAUUGUUUUUACUAAUUCGGACAGGAUUCACGCGAUGAGGUCGUUGGAUAGACUUGGGAUCAAGGACUGUUUCGAGCAAAUCAUAUGUUUCGAGACUAUAAACCCGAACCUUCCAUAUUCCACCCGACCCGAUGAAUUCCCCAUCCUCCUUAAACCGUCUCUCGACGCCUUCAAGAUCGCCCUUGACGCUGCCAACGUGGAUCCUCGUCGUACGUUAUUUCUGGAUGACAGCGUUCGCAAUAUUGCCGCGGGAAAAGAAAUGGGUCUCCACACUGUUCUGGUUGGGAAGACAGAGAAAAGCAAAGGAGCAGACUAUGCAGUGGAGUGUGUGAAUGACUUGGCACAAGUGAUCCCAGAGAUAUGGGCAAACGAAAUGGACGGUGAGGAUCAAACGAUGACACGUACCAAGAGUGAAUUGGAGGCCGUACUCGCGUGUGCUGUGGUUGGAGCUUGAAAAGUGUUUGGAUGUGGAGGAGGAUAAGGCCUGACGUUGUACAAUGUACAUUCCCAAACCAACCCAACUAUCUAAGCAAUUAAAAUAAUAGCAGCAAGUACUAUCAGAACACCAACAACCAAGACAAUAACAAUAAGUAACAUGGGCCCCUAAGCAAUUAUUUGCGACAUCAUGUUAAUCAUGUCAAUAUUGUAAGAUAUUUAGUAGUAUUAUUUGUACGUAUUAUCAAUCGUCUUACAAAUAAAAUCAAAUUGUCUCUCAGAGAUAUCAAUUGCUUAACAAUUAAUAAAGUUGAGUUACUGUCAUUA